AUGGAAAACACGUUUCACAGAGGAUUUUCCAUGAAAGGCUUUUGUCUUGUUUUUCUUUUAAUCGACCUGCAUUUCGUGUAUGGAGAUGUGAGCUACUCUAUCGCAGAGGAGAUGAAACGUGGGUCUGUGAUCGGAAAUAUAGCCAAAGAUCUCGGCCUUGGGAUUCCCACUCUUACCUCGCGUAAAGCUCGUAUUGACACUGACAGAGAUGAUAAACGGUUUUGCGACAUUAAUCUGAGCACCGGAGAUCUGAUUAUUACUGACAGGAUCGACAGGGAAGGUCUUUGUGGUAAGAAGGCGUCUUGCGUUUUAAAAGAAGAACUUGUUUUGGAAAAUCCUUUAGAGCUUCAUCGUAUAAGUAUUCAUGUACAAGAUAUAAACGACAACGCUCCACAGUUUAGUGAGGACUUAAUUUCAUUUGAAAUAACAGAAUCAGCAGUCAAAGGAGCUCGAUUCUUACUCACAGAAGCCCAUGAUGCAGAUAUCGGCACAAAUACUGUGCAGCGCUACAAUUUACAAAAUAAUGAGCAUUUCACCAUUAAUGUAGACACAGAGGGCAGUGGGAGGAAACACCCCGAAUUAGUUUUGGUAAAAGAAUUAGACCGGGAGCAACAGAAAGAACUAAAAUUGCUGCUUACAGCUAUAGAUGGUGGCUCACCACAGAGAUCAGGUACUGCGUUCAUACACGUCACUGUGCUGGAUGCCAAUGAUAACGCCCCAGUGUUCAGCCAGGCCGUUUAUAAAGCAAGUGUUCCUGAAAACGCACCUUUAGAUACCCUGGUUGUUACAGUGAGCGCUACUGAUGCAGACGCGGGACCUAAUGGUGAUAUUUUAUACAAUUUUGAUCAUGUAUCUGAUGAGCAUGUCUCUUUGUUCUCGCUUGAUCCUAAGAAGGGAGACGUAAGAGUCAUCGGCUCUAUAGAUUAUGAGACUGAGACCUCCAUUGAACUGCGAAUAAGAGCAAAAGAUGGACCAGGUCUUACCUCGUAUUGUACAGUAAUUAUAGAUAUAACAGAUGUCAAUGACAACCCACCUGCUAUCAGUUUGAAAUCACUGACUAAUCCCAUACCUGAGAAUGUGUCACCUGGUACAGAGGUGGGCAUCAUUAAUGUUCAGGACAGAGACUCUGAGCGCAACCGACAGGUCCGCUGCUUCAUUCAGCAAGGCGCCCCUUUUAAGUUAGUUCCCUCUAUUAAAAACUAUUAUUCUCUGGUGACUACAGGACAACUGGACCGUGAACUAGUGUCUGAUUACAACAUUACAAUAACAGCCACUGACGAGGGCUCUCCACCUCUGUCCUCCUCUAAAACUGUUCAGUUAUCUGUAGCAGACAUCAACGACAACCCACCUGUGUUUGAGGAACAGUCGUACAGCGCAUAUGUGACUGAAAAUAACAAACCUGGCUCCACUUUAUGUUCCGUUACUGCUCGAGACCCCGACUGGAGACAAAACGGUACAGUGAUUUAUUCUCUGUUAGCUGGUGAGGUGAACGGAGCCCCGGUGUCCUCCUAUGUAUCUGUUAACGGAGACACGGGGGUGAUCCACGCUGUGAGGUCGUUUGAUUAUGAACAGUUCAGGAGUUUUAAAGUCCACGUGAUGGCCAGAGACAACGGGUCUCCUCCGCUGAGCAGCAACGUGACCGUCAGUGUCAUCAUAUCCGAUGUGAAUGACAACUCUCCUCAGAUACUGUACCCCUCUGCUGAGGAUAACUCCUUCAUGACCGAGCUGGUCCCCAAAGCUGCACACGGAGGCUCUCUGGUGUCCAAAGUGAUAGCGGUGGACGCAGACUCCGGACAGAACGCCUGGCUGUCCUAUCAUAUAGUGAAAUCCACUGAUCCAGGACUUUUCAGUAUUGGUGUCCACAGCGGAGAGAUCAGGACACAGCGGGACAUUUCUGAAUCUGACAACAUGAAACAGAACCUUAUUGUGUCAGUGAAAGAUAACGGACAGCCCUCUCUCUCUGCCACCUGUUCCAUGUAUUUACUUAUUUCUGAUAACUUGGCUGAGGUCCCAGAACUGAAGGAUAUUUCUUACGAUGAGAAGAAUUCCAAACUGACUUCUUAUCUGAUCAUCGCACUGGUUUCUGUGUCCACCUUUUUUCUGACUUUCAUCAUCAUCAUCCUUGGUGUGAGGUUUUGUCGCAGGAGAAAGCCCAGACUGUUGUUUGAUGGAGCAGUUGCCAUCCCCAGCGCUUAUCUCCCUCCUAAUUACGCAGAUGUUGACCCCACAGGAACUUUACGCAGCACUUAUAAUUAUGACGCCUACUUGACAACAGGUUCUAGAACCAGUGACUUUAAGUUCGUUUCAUCUUACAAUGACAACACUCUGCCUGCUGACCAGACUCUGAGGAAAAGUCCAUCAGACUUUGCUGAAGUGUUUGGAGAUAGUGAUAAUUCUCCCGAGGUAAGAAUAUCAAUCGUUUGA
Molecule: messenger RNA, 2424 nt
Organism: Scomber japonicus (chub mackerel)
Lineage: Eukaryota; Metazoa; Chordata; Actinopteri; Scombriformes; Scombridae
Product: protocadherin beta-15-like
Exons: 1
Coding region: 1-2424 (807 amino acids)
Biological process (GO): homophilic cell-cell adhesion
Cellular component (GO): plasma membrane
Molecular function (GO): calcium ion binding
Source: RefSeq, a predicted model, not a curated record